AAAAAAAAAAAAAAAGAACGAAGCAAAGCCACAGCCGUAUAUGCUGAGCUUCUGAGCAGACAUGGGAUGCAGGUGGGGAGGGACUGCUCAUCCGUCGCUGAGUUAGCUGACUCUGGCUUUUAUAUUCAACAAUACGUGCAACAUUAUGGCUAAGCAGUACGAUGUGCUCUUCCGACUCCUGCUUCUCGGAGAUUCUGGGGUUGGGAAAACAGUUUGUUAUGGCAGAUGCACGGACAACGAAUUUCAACCCAUCUCACAUCUCCACCAUCUGGGGGUCGACUUUAAAAUGAAGACACUGCUAAUAGAUGGUAUCAAAGUUCGGAUACAGAUAUGGGACACUGCAGGCCAAGAAAGGUACCAGACCAUCACUAAGCAGUACUACAGACGAGCACAGGGAAUCUUCCUGGUGUAUGACAUCACGAGUGAGCGAUCUUUCCAGCACAUCAUGAAGUGGGCCAGCGAUGUGGAUGAGUACGCUCCUGACAAGGUCCAGAAGAUCCUCGUAGGGAACAAGUCAGACGAGGUGGACAAGAGGCAGGUGGCCACUGAGCAAGGUGUCAAGCUGGCCAAGGCUUAUGGAAUGGACUUCUUUGAGACAAGUGCCUUCACCAAUCAUAAUAUAAGUGAGACUUUUACACGACUGGCUGAGCAAGUGCUGGCGGCCAACAAAAAGGACCUGGAUCUACUCCGGACGUCCAUUAACGAUGAGCUCAAUCUCGCUGCCCUGGAGGAAGAGGAGGGACUCUGUGACAGCGCUGCUGGCGACCAACACAAAGGCUGCUGGUGUUAAGAGGAACACCUUGAAUUUUGAUUGAACAUAUGUUACAUAUGCCACACAUGUUGCACACUCUUGGGAAAAUGUGUCUGUUUUUGUUUUAUCCUGAUAUCAAGAGGUUAACUGAUCUGUAAUUUUGAAAUCAGCUCUGCUUCAUCUGAGUAUUUUUAUUUAGUUUGGUGGAGCUCAAGUCACUUGAGAGCAGUUUCAAGGGUAAAGGUAGAAACAUUUUGCCAAACAAAGUGCCAACAGAAGACCCAAAUGGCAGGUUUGCCUCCUUGCGACUGAAUGUUCACCAUUUCCUGCUCAGUUCAGCAUGUGUUUGUGAUCAAAUCCUAAUCUCUAUCUACUAGAAAUUUGGCAGUUGACACAAAGCGUCCACGAGAGGUGGAAAUAAAGAUUUGAUCAUUUUUCUUUACACACUAGUCAGAAUGUAGAGUGUAGGGAAAUGGCUUGAAAUCGCCUUUUUACCCUUGAACGCUUGAGUUUAAGUGUAAGAAAUGACCACAAGAGGGUGCUACAUGCAUUGCAAAAACAGCACACGCACUGGAGAUGAUACCACUGUUUUUCCUCCUCUGUUUUCAGUUGUAUUUGCACUUGCAUAGGUUUCCUUUAAAGGAGUGGAAGGAUUCUAAAUAUAUGCAGCCACUUUAUUACAUUGUUUUAAAUAUUAUUUUCAUGCAUAUCAUGACUACAGAGGAAGUGUUGCAGCUUGUAAUAUUAUCCAAGUGGUCAGAUUUACCUGCUUAUAGUGAGGGAAACAUUGAGAGCAAAAUGAUGUAGUUUCCCUGUAGCAAAACAGAAGGUAUUUUUAUUAUUUUAUAGAGUUUGUUUAUAGAAGAAAAUCUAGUGCAGGUGGAUUGAUGACUGCUCAUUGCAUUGUACAUACCAGGUUUUUAAAAGCAGUGUAGAUUGAUAGAAUCAUGAGCAAAUGUACGCCAUGAAUUUUACUGUAGAGGUCUGUAUAAAAGGUCCACAUGGGUAUUCUUGAUGGUCUGAAAUAUUCUCUUUGUGAAGAUAAAAAUGUAUCGGUCAUUUUGUUCUUUUAAUAGCUGUUCUGUACAGAGUUCAGUGGCGAUGCAAUUUCUUUGUUUCCUCGCAUUUAACAAGGGACGAGUGAGGGUUCUGCAUGCGAUUCACACUUCUUUCCUUUCUUUUUACUGCAACUUCAGUGAAGUUAAUUAUCACCUAACCGUAAUACAAGUAAAGCAUUUGACCAGAGUUGCCUGUUUGGAGAGUAGGCACGGGAAGACCAUCAUCGGAUGACCUUUGGCUACAUUUUUGCAACUUAGUAUUACUAAAUGCUACUCAAAGCAAUUGUUAAUGUGUGCAACACGUGAAGCGGCAGUAUGUUGUACUGAAUGACGUUCUGGAUGACACUCUAGAUACACAAUGUGUUUUUUUCUGGAACUUUUUUCUUGUCUUUCUUUUCGACUACUUUACUGCAUUUGUGGAACUAUAUUACAUGCAACAUGUUAUCCUUGAAGAAACGAUGUCUGAUGUUUAUGAGUAAAUACUUGCAGAUAUACGACUCUGUGCCCAGAUGUCUUCUUGGUAUCACCAAAUAUGAUUUGGAGAUGAACUACAUAGUACUACGUUGAAUGUUGGGGUUAAAAAAAAAACACAAAGCCUUUCCUCAUUUUACACUCUUUUACUAAUUAUUAUCAGAAUCCCAGAAACUUCAUGUUUCCUGCUUUUUGUCUUUUUAUGGCUAUUUUUACUCCUUUCACCAGAUGACAGUCUUGCACAGAUUUCCUGUAUUGUGAUAUAAUUAUU
Archocentrus centrarchus (flier cichlid) is the source of this 2551-nucleotide messenger RNA. It is a transcript of the gene rab15, whose product is annotated as RAB15, member RAS oncogene family. The transcript has 8 exons. Gene Ontology annotation, molecular function: GTPase activity; GTP binding. NCBI's taxonomy places the organism in Eukaryota, Metazoa, Chordata, Actinopteri, Cichliformes, Cichlidae. The record is from RefSeq and is a predicted model, not a curated record. The coding region runs from base 146 to 790 and encodes 214 amino acids.